Vigna umbellata (rice bean) is the source of this 1998-nucleotide messenger RNA. It is a transcript of the gene CYP86A7, whose product is annotated as cytochrome P450, family 86, subfamily A, polypeptide 7. Lineage: Eukaryota; Viridiplantae; Streptophyta; Magnoliopsida; Fabales; Fabaceae. Gene Ontology annotation, molecular function: oxidoreductase activity, acting on paired donors, with incorporation or reduction of molecular oxygen; iron ion binding; monooxygenase activity. The record is from RefSeq and is a predicted model, not a curated record.
UUGUCCCACUUUCAACUUCACUACUAUAAAACACUUUUUUCUCUCCUUCACCUUUCCCUCACACACAAACGUCUCUCUCAUCUUCUUCUUCAACCCUUCUUCUUCUUCCCUCACACCCACUGUUCUUCAUAUUGCAUGGAACACAGUUUCUGAAUAUCCCUCACUUCACUACACACCUUUCCUUUGCUUACAUUGAACUCGUAUAUACAUACACAUGCAUGCAUUUCAAGGGUCUCCGGUGAAAGAGGGUGAGAAUAGAAGAUUAGAAGAAUAGAAUAAAGGUGGUUUUUUUAUUUUUUGGGAGGAGGGUCCCUCGUUCACAUGGAGGCAUCGACGGCUUUAAUGUUCCUAUCUGCAAUAGCGGCCUAUUUAAUAUGGUUCACCUUCGUAACUCGCUCCCUCAAAGGUCCACGUGUCUGGCCCCUAUUAGGCAGCCUCCCCGGUCUCAUCCAACAUGCCAACCGCAUGCAUGACUGGAUUGCUGACAACCUACGCGCCUGCGGCGGCACCUACCAAACCUGCAUCUGCGCCCUCCCCUUCCUCGCACGCAAACAGUGCCUCGUCACUGUCACCUGCGACCCCAAGAACCUCGAGCACAUCCUCAAGCUCCGCUUCGACAACUACCCCAAGGGCCCCACCUGGCAGUCGGCCUUCCAUGAUUUGCUCGGUCAGGGCAUCUUCAACUCCGACGGUGACACCUGGCUCUUUCAGCGCAAAACAGCAGCGCUCGAAUUCACCACGCGCACCCUGCGCCAGGCCAUGGCGCGUUGGGUCAACCGAGCCAUUAAGCACAGGUUCUGUCCCAUCCUGGCCGCGGCUCAGCAAGAGAACAAAUCGGUGGAUCUCCAAGACCUCUUGCUUCGCCUCACUUUCGACAACAUAUGCGGCUUGGCUUUCGGGCAGGACCCUCAGACUCUGGCCGUUGGGCUCCCUGACAACGCUUUCUCUAUUUCCUUUGACAGCGCCACCGAAGCCACUUUACAACGCUUCAUUCUGCCGGAGAUUCUUUGGAAGCUCAAGCGAUGGCUCCGCCUCGGCAUGGAAGUGAGCCUUAGCCGAAGCCUCAAACACAUCGACCAGUAUCUCUCCAGCAUCAUCAAGAACCGUAAACUCGAACUCGUCAACGGCACUGGCUCCCACCACGACGACCUCUUGUCUCGUUUCAUGAGGAAAAAGGAAAUCUACUCGGACGAGUUCCUCCAGCACGUGGCACUCAACUUCAUCCUGGCCGGACGCGAUACGUCAUCGGUGGCCCUCAGCUGGUUCUUCUGGCUCUGUAUCAAGAAUCCGCACGUGGAGGAAAACAUCCUUCGAGAACUCUGCACUGUUCUGCUCUCCACUCGUGGAGAAGAUAUCUCAACCUGGCUGGAAGAACCUCUCGUGUUCGACGAGGUAGACCGUCUCGUCUAUCUCAAAGCUGCCUUGUCCGAGACCCUGCGACUUUACCCUUCCGUCCCCGAAGACUCCAAACAUGUGGUUGAGGACGAUGUUCUCCCCAACGGAACUUUCGUUCCGGCGGGGUCCUCCGUGACGUAUUCGAUUUACUCCGUUGGGAGGAUGAAGUUCGUAUGGGGAGAGGAUUGCCUCGAGUUCAAGCCAGAGCGGUGGCUCUCUCCCGAAGGAGACAGAAUUCAGGUUCAAGACUCUUAUAAGUUUGUUUCCUUCAAUGCGGGACCGAGGCUUUGUUUGGGGAAGGACCUGGCUUACUUGCAGAUGAAGUCCAUCGCGGCGGCGGUGCUGCUCCGCCACCGCCUCGCAGUCGCGGCGGGCCACCGCGUGGAGCAGAAGAUGUCGCUCACGCUCUUCAUGAAGUACGGUCUGAAGGUGAACGUGUGCCCUAGGGAUCUGAAACCGGUGCUGGAAAAGAUAAAAAAGACCGAGGGUGUCGAUGUCGGUCAAAAGUGACUUUCAUUUGCUUAAUUAAACAGAUAUAUACAUCAUCAGUUUAAAUAAAGCAAUAAUUACGCUUUAUAAUAUAAGAAUUUUAUAUUAUUAUCA